GGGCCCGCAGCGGCAGCAGCCGAGCGGCGGGAGGGAGCGCCUGAGGAGCCUGCAGCGGGAUCGCUUUAAAUUCCCGGCCACCUCCUCCGCGGGUUACCUGCCCGGCCCAGGUGGGGCGAUGCGGAGCGGAGGAGGCUGCUUUGGAGAUUGCCGCCGCUUCUGAUGGAUGUUUUGUGUGUGUUUACCUCCGCUCCCGGUUUCUCUUUCAUCUGAGGACGCAUCUGGCUGAAGCGCUGUUAAACUAUCUGCCUGCUGAGGCAUUUCAUCUUUAAGGGCCGGCUGCUUGCGCACACUUUUAUACCCACUGAAGUGAUCAAGAAACCAUGUUGUCUGGUGGAAGAAGUGCGUUUCUGUGCCUCGGAUUGAUCUUGAGCUUUUGGAGCUCCAUGAGUUGGAUGCCUGUUGGAGGAUGCCCGCAUAAAUGUACAUGUAUUGCUUCCAACGUGGAUUGUCAUGGACUAGGACUCAAAACUGUACCGAGGGAUAUCCCCAGGAAUGCAGAGAGACUUGAUCUAGAAAAAAACAACAUCACAAGAAUCACAAAGACGGACUUCACAGGACUGAAGAAUCUCCGUGUCUUACACUUGGAAGAAAAUCAGAUUAGUGUGAUAGAACGUGGAGCAUUUCAGGAUCUAAAACAACUGGAACGGCUGCGUCUGAACAAGAAUAAAUUGCAAGUGCUUCCAGAGCUGCUGUUUCAGAACACACAGAAGUUGACCAGAUUAGACCUGAGUGAAAACCAGAUAAAAGGAAUCCCUAGAAAGGCCUUUCGAGGAAUCAUUGAUGUGAAAAACUUGCAACUGGACAACAACCAGAUCAGCUGCAUCGAAGAUGGAGCCUUCCGAGCCCUGCGCGACCUGGAGAUCCUUACUCUCAACAAUAACAACAUCACCCGCAUUCCUGUCACCAGUUUCAAUCACAUGCCAAAGAUCAGGACUCUGCGACUUCACUCCAACUUCCUGCACUGCGACUGCCACCUGGCUUGGCUGUCGGACUGGCUGCGGCAGAGACGCACCAUCGGGCAGUUCACCUUCUGCUUGGCACCUGUCAGCCUGCGGGGUUUUCUAGUGGCAGAGGUGCAGAAGAAGGACUUUGUCUGCUCUGGUUCCCAGUCUGAAUCUCCAUCAUGCAGUGCCAGUUCCAUCACUUGCCCAUCUGCCUGCACCUGCAGCAACAACGUAGUGGAUUGUCGAGGAAGGGGAUUAACAGAAAUUCCAGCUAACCUACCAGAGGACAUUUGGGAAAUACGUUUGGAACAAAACCUCAUCAAAAUCAUUCCCCCUGGAGCUUUUACCCAGUAUAAGAAGCUUAAGAGAAUAGAUAUCAGCAAGAAUCAAAUAUCUGACAUUGCACCUGAUGCGUUCAAAGGCUUGAAAUCUCUCAUUUCACUAGUGCUCUAUGGAAACAAGAUCACAGAGAUUCCCCAGGGCCUUUUUGAUGAUCUCGUGUCUCUGCAGCUGCUGCUUCUCAAUGCCAAUAAAAUCAACUGCCUGAGGGUAAACACGUUCCAAGGUCUGCAUAAUCUCAAACUGCUAUCUCUUUAUGACAACAAACUGCAGACCAUCAGCAAGGGGCUCUUUGCACCUCUCCGAUCGAUCCAGACUCUACAUUUAGCUCAGAAUCCAUUUGUGUGCGACUGCCAUUUGAAGUGGCUGGCUGAUUACCUGCAGGAUAAUCCGAUAGAAACCAGCGGCGCUCGAUGCAGCAAUCCGCGUCGCCUUGCCAACAAACGAAUCAGCCAGAUCAAGAGCAAGAAGUUCCGCUGCUCAGGGUCAGAGGAUUACAGAAGUAAAUUCACCGGCAAGUGUUUCAUGGACCUUGUCUGUCCUGAGAAGUGUCGCUGCGAGGGAACAGUUGUAGACUGCUCUAACCAAAAACUCACCCGGUUACCCAGUCACCUUCCUGAAUAUACUACUGAUCUGCGUUUGAAUGACAAUGAUAUUUCUGUUUUGGAAGCUAUCGGACUCUUCAAGAAAUUGCCUAACCUCAGAAAAAUAAAUCUAAGCAACAAUAAGAUCAAGGAGAUCCGAGAAGGCACAUUUGACGGAGCUUCAGGAGUGCAGGAACUGAUUCUGACAGAGAAUCAGCUGGAAUCAGUGCAUGGACGAAUGUUUAGAGGCCUCACAGGGCUAAAGACAUUGAUGCUGAGGAGCAACUCUAUCAGCUGCAUAAACAACGACACCUUUGCUGGACUGAGCUCGGUGAGGCUUCUUUCUCUGUAUGACAAUCACAUCAGCACUAUCACUCCUGGAGCCUUCAGCACAUUAGUCUCUUUGUCUACAAUUAAUUUACUGGCUAAUUCCUUUAAUUGUAACUGCCAUUUGGCCUGGCUGGGAAAAUGGUUGAGGAAGAAGAGAAUUGUCAGUGGAAAUCCACGCUGCUUGAAACCCUUUUUCUUAAAGGAUAUUCCAAUCCAAGAUGUAGAUGUCCAGGACUUCACCUGCGAUGGUAAUGAUGAAAGCAGCUGCUUGCUUUCACCUCCCUGUCCUUCCCAGUGUACCUGUGUGGAUUCAGUGGUACGUUGCAGCAACAAAGGACUGAGGGUAUUGCCCAAAGGAAUUCCCAAAGACGUGACUGAGCUCUACUUGGAAGGAAACCAUCUGACUGCUGUGCCGAAGGGGCUCUCCACCUUCAGACACCUGACAUUGAUUGAUCUGAGUAACAACAGCAUAAGUGUAUUGGCCAAUUACACCUUCAGCAACAUGACUCAGUUAUCGACGCUCAUCUUGAGUUACAAUAAGCUUCGCUGCAUUCCAGUCCACGCGUUCAACGGGCUCAGGUCUCUUCGAGUGCUGACACUGCAUGGAAACGAUAUUUCCAGUGUUCCCGAAGGUUCUUUCAACGACCUGGUGUCCUUGUCCCAUCUGGCUCUGGGUACCAACCCUUUGCACUGUGAUUGCAACCUCCGCUGGCUGUCGGAGUGGGUGAAGGCAGGCUACAAGGAGCCGGGGAUUGCCCGCUGCAGCGGGCCUGACGCCAUGGUGGACAGGCUGCUGCUCACAACGCCCACUCACCACUUCCAGUGCAAAGAGCCAGUAGAUAUCAGUGUUGUGUCCAAGUGUAAUCCCUGCCUCUCCAAUCCAUGUAAGAACAAUGGGACAUGCAGCAAUGAUCCAGUGGAGUUUUAUCAAUGCACCUGCCCAUUUGGCUUCAAGGGUCGAGACUGCAGUGUGCCCAUUAAUUCUUGCAUUCAAAGCCCAUGUCAGAAUGGAGGGACCUGUCACCUCACCGAGGCAAAUAAAGAUGGAUUCAGCUGUUCUUGUCUCCUUGGCUAUGAGGGGGAGAGGUGUGAAAUCAACUCAGAUGACUGCGAAGAUAAUGACUGCGAGAAUAACUCUACAUGUGUGGAUGGGAUCAACAACUAUGUCUGUCUGUGCCCUCCUAAUUAUACAGGUGAACUGUGUGAUGAGGUGAUUAACCACUGUGUUCCUGAUCUAAAUCCAUGCCAACAUGAGUCCAAAUGUCUUCCCCUUGACAAAGGAACCAGAUGUGAGUGCUUGCCGGGUUACAGUGGAAAACACUGUGAAAUAGAUGAUGAUGACUGCGUGGGCCAUAAGUGUCGCCAUGGAGCUGCCUGCGUAGAUGCCGUCAAUGGCUACACCUGCGUCUGUCCUCAGGGUUUCAGUGGACUUUUCUGUGAAACUCCUCCACCGAUGGUUCUGCUCCAGACGAGCCCAUGUGAUAACUACGAGUGCCAGAACGGGGCUCAGUGCAUCGUGGUGCACCACGAGCCUGUCUGCCGCUGCCUCGCCGGCUUCGCUGGCCAGAAGUGUGAGAAGCUCAUCACAGUCAACUUCGUGGGGAAGGAUUCCUAUGUGGAGCUGCCAUCAGCCAAAAUUCGCCCUCAGGCAAAUAUCUCCCUCCAGGUAGCAACAGACAAGGACAAUGGCAUCUUAUUAUACAAAGGGGACAAUGAUCCUCUGGCUCUGGAGUUGUACCAAGGGCACGUGAGGCUCAUCUACGACACGCUGAAUUCUCCACCCACCACAGUAUACAGUGUGGAAACAGUAAACGAUGGGCAGUUUCAUAGUGUGGAACUCGUGAUGCUGAAUCAAACUCUGAACCUGGUGGUGGACAAGGGGACCCCCAAGAGUCUGGGAAAACUGCAGAAGCAGUCUGCUGUCAGCCUCAACACACCCCUCUACAUUGGAGGGAUCCCAACCUCUACUGGGCUAUCUUCGCUGCGCCAGGGUGCAGAUAAGACACCAAACGGCUUUCAUGGCUGUAUUCACGACGUCCGCAUCAACAACGAGCUGCAGGACUUCAAGGAUUUACCUCAGCAGUCACUGGGAGUCCUUCCUGGCUGCAAAUCCUGUAACAUCUGCAAGCACGGGAUCUGCCGCUCCCUGGAGAAAGCGAGUGUGAUUUGUGAAUGUCACCCAGGCUGGACAGGCCCCCUAUGUGAUCAGGAAAUGGGAGACCCGUGUCUCAACCACAAGUGUCUUCAUGGUAAGUGUGUGGCGGCCAACGUCGCUUACACAUGUAAGUGCAUGGAGGGCUACACAGGCACAUACUGUGACAAGAAGAACAACUCCUCCAAUCCCUGCAGGCUUUUGAAAUGCACCCACGGGCAGUGCAAGAUCUCUGAGCACGGGGAGCCCUCCUGUGACUGCGACCCCGGCUAUGGUGGAGAGCACUGUGACAGAGAGAACCUCUGCCAAGGAGAGAUCAUUCGAGAAGUGGUCCGUAAGCAGCAGGGCUACACGUCGUGUGCCAGCACCUCCAAAGUGCCGCGCCUGGAGUGCCGCGGCGGCUGCGGCGGCGGUCACUGCUGCGUCCCGCUCCGCAGCAAGAGGCGGAAAUACUUCUUCCAGUGUGUAGAUGGCUCCACCUUCACGGAGGAACUGGAGAGGCACGUGGAAUGCGGCUGCUCGAAAUGCUUGUAAGCCAUUCUCCAGUCUGUUGCCACUUUAACCGCCUCGGGAGCGCUACGGUAAACGGGACCUAUUUCCUUUCAGAGUGAAGAAGAAGAAGAAGAAAAGAAUUAUUAAGUAUAUUGUAAAAUAAACAAAAAUAGAACUUAUUUUUAUUAUGGAAAGUGACUAUUUUCAUCUUUUAUUAUAUAAAGUAUCGCACCACUUUGGGUAUAUGUAUCAUAUAGUGAGUUAUUUUUACCAUGAAACUUUUUUAACAGUUGUAAGAAAAAAAGAGGAAAAAAAAAAGUUAAAAAAAGGUAUCUAAAAGCAAACAGCCUACCAGGAGAAACGUGGGGGUGCCCUUCUGGGUAUGCACAGGGAACAGGUACCAAGGUGUUCCAAGGACCUGCCACAGAACUGCUACGGGCUCAAGAGCUCUGCGAGGUUGUGGCAGCCGCCAGUCCCCCUCGCUGGGCACCCCGGGCCAGCCUCCCCUCCUCCCUGCUCUGCCUCACACUGCCCAUCUGCUUUGUUCCUGCAGUGGCUCCUCUUCCUGAACUGGUUCCCAUAGCACGUAGGCACGGCUGCAGCUCGAGGCUGUCAACAUUAGCUGACUAUUGUAAUACUAUAAUACAUUUUUUUGCAGUGUACGUUGUAUUUAUCUGUGUUCACGUUAUAUUCUUUGGCAACUGUAUCUAUAGAGCACAGGCAGCUUUAUCCAAAAGAAGGGGGACAAAGGGAAAAUAAGUGGGGAAAUUUAUGUUGCUUUGGGAAAUUUGGGGGCAAAAUGUGAAACAAGUGCUAAGUAAUGCCUAAUAAAUGACACAGUACGUUUGUGUAAACUCCUCAGCUAUGUUAUUUCCCGAGUUUGUGCCUUCUCGCUCCCAGACCCAAGCCCUUUUUUGUAUAUGAAAUCUAAGGAAUGCACUGCUACAUAGUUUGUCACGUCUUGACACUUUAACUUGUAAAGGCUGUAAAGAGCAUGAAACUACUGCAGGUGCCAGAAUGUCCCCGUGGUGCGACAGCUUCUGCUCCCGCUGCACCGCAGGGUAAGUGAGCUGUCACUGCCUCUUUGUCCUUGCUCUGGUACCGCGCAGUUGGCUACUUUUCCACAGCUUUUUAGAUGAGCAGAAGUUGCACUAUAUCCACGUGAAGGUAUUCAGCUGACAUUUGUCCACCUUAGCAGCACUCUCUUCUCUGCACAAGGAGAGGCAUCGCAGCUCCAUCCUGUCCUGUCUCGCCAUUGGUGCAGACGGACCGAUUCAGCCAAAGCUUUUCCAUCUGCACCACAUCACGUCCCACACUCCUGUCUCCUGAAGGGCUCCCAGUGACUUUAACUGUGUUCAGAGAUGGAAAUCUAUUCAGGGAUGAAUUCUCACUGUAAAUGUGAGGCAGAAGUUGUCUCUGGGAGUAAGUUUGACUUUUGGAGGGUUUUGGCAGGACUACGUUUCAGGGUCAGUAAGUACGUUCAAAAAGUACCAUGGAUACUUUGAAGUUUCUCUUACUGUAAGUUCAAACAUGCCCAAAAACUGUUCCAUUAUCAGAGUCAUUUUCUUUCUUUCCCUGAUAUAGCAAGUAUUAUGGUCUUUUCUUUAGUUUCUCUAAGAGAGGCAAGCAGAGACAGUUCCUAGUAGUCAUAAGCUCUGUUUGGGAACACUUACAGGUCACACCAAGAUGAUUUCAGAUGCAAAGCAUGAAUAGGAAAGUUGAAUCACAUAAAAGGGGCUUUUGUUUGACUGGGGCUUUGGAAAGAUGCACUGAAUGCAGCCCUGCCAUAACAAGUCUAAGUGCUUGUUUCCCAUUAAAGUGACCAUCUAGCUAUGGUGCAGCCAGAAAGCUCUACCCUGCAUGGCCUUCUUCUGCUACAUCAGUCUCUCCUCACCUGCAGCAGUUCACUCCUAUUUGUUUGCUUCUACCAGAGCAACUUGAGCAGAAGGGACAGCCAUCUAACAGCCAUCCUGCACGAUACAUAUCGGUAUGUGGAGCCUGCAAUCAGUGAGACAUAAACCAAUCACUAGUUAAUGUGCCAAACUGUGACUGAAAUGGUUCAGCUCAAGAGCCAGGGAAAAACUAGCCCUGGUUGCAAGGGCUAUGGGCUGCUUUUUACUUUGAAUAUCAUGAUAGAAGCUGACAGCAGCUGGAGUUUGUGGUGUAUGACAAAAAUCACCCAAACCCACCACCUACUGGUCUUAAAAAUUUGUGCAAGUAACUGCAGACCCUUUUGUAAGUAUGUGCCUGGCACAACUCUACGAUUAAUGUUCCAUUCCUGCUUAAAACACUUUAAUUUCUAGAGAAGCAGCUGGUGGGUGCCAGGCAAAAGAAAUCCAGACUGAGCAGUGACUUACAAGCCCUCCGUGUGCUCUGCUGCACCAUUUGUAGCCACUAAACUGCCAAGGCCUGAAGCAACAUGGCCCCUCUUGAGGAACACUUCCCAAAACUGUGUUUGCUAAAGCAAUGUAUGUGAGAAAGAAGGUGACAUUUACUCGAGGGUGCUUGAAAAGGAAUGAUCUUGACUGGCAAGGCAAAAGCCAUUGACAUCUCCUUAACACGUCUCUCUGGGAUUUACUGAAGCAAAGCCUUGCAGCGAAGUGACCAGCAAUGCUCAGCAAGGCUGGCCCUGGUCCUGGCCUUUUUCUGUCAUGGCACUUCAGUGUUAGGGUUGGGAUAAAGAACUAAGAAUAUCUAUUUUGUAACCAAAUGAUGCAAUUUUUUUGUAUGCUUCUAGGCAGCACUUGCCUUUGGAUAGUGAUGCUUUAUGUCAAUGAUUCUCUCGACUUGCUAUAGAAUUAUUUUAUGUUAAGAAGAGAAUAAAAAGCAUUCAGAUGUGCCAAAAAUGUGAGGUUAACUGAAGUGUAAUGAGCUCUGAAAGUUCCUUUGUAACCUGCCUAAUGUUACAAUAGAUUUCAAGAACUGCGGGUACAGCGCAGUAGUUUUUACCUCUAUGAAGUUUUAAUAUAAAGUGAAGAAAGAUGCUUACCCUUAAAAAAAAUGGCAAUGCAGACUGGUGUGAACUGAUGUAUUUUAUUAAUAGAUUCUCAUUGUGAUGUAAGUUUAAAUAAAUUGUUGGGUUAUGGAAGAUUAUAACAUA
Colius striatus (speckled mousebird) is the source of this 7944-nucleotide messenger RNA. It is a transcript of the gene SLIT3, whose product is annotated as slit guidance ligand 3. Lineage: Eukaryota; Metazoa; Chordata; Aves; Coliiformes; Coliidae. The transcript is spliced from 37 exons. The record is from RefSeq and is a predicted model, not a curated record. Gene Ontology annotation, molecular function: Roundabout binding; heparin binding; calcium ion binding. Bases 324 to 4886 code for a protein of 1520 amino acids. Gene Ontology annotation, biological process: axon guidance; negative chemotaxis.